CAGUAUCUACUAGAGCCAAAAACUAUCCAGAUUAUUGUGGCACCACCAAAUACGACUGGUCUCCGGUCUCCAGUUUGUAGUGUCCUAUUUUUAAUGUAUGUUUAAUAUGACUGUAGUUCAGUUUGAGAGUAACUGCUCUCCUGUUUGAGAGCAACCGCCUUAAAUUAAUACGUGCUGGAUAAUACUUGCUAAAAAUUGAAAAUAAAAUAGAUUGAUAGACAGCAUAAAAUAAUUUAAAAUGCUUAAUAAUUACAAACAUCUCUCCUUUUUUUGUUUAUGUGAUUUGUUAUGUAUCACAGUAGGAUUAGAUUAUUGCUCAGAACUAUCUCAAAGAUCUUUAAGUUUAAUCUUAGGCCAGGCUUUUAAUCCACGAUACAUGAGUAUUGAGCCACCGCCGAACAAGGAAACAGGACUUAAUUUUGGAUCAAAAAGGUCCUUAUUUGAUGUACCGUUCUACGCAGACAACGAUGUGGUUUCUCUGGGUAGUUUUCCUGCUUGGGAAACGAAUCAUUUAACUUACUUUGAAAAAAAGGAUGAAGACUCUAUAAAAAGUAAAGAGUUACAUGUAAGAAACAUAUUCAUUGAAGGAGGAGGAGGAUAUGGAAAACAGGAAGUUUUCAGAGCUCGGCCAUGGGAAUGUUCCGCAGUAAUCAACUGGAUUGACCUAGGAAUUAAUUACUUUCCACGUUACAUCCGAACGAUUGAAUGUGUCGCAAAAAAAUGCUGGUAUGGUCAUUUUAAAUGCAAACCAAAAUCAUUUACUAUUAAAGUACUUCGCCGAAAGCCUGGAUCAUGCAUUCAUGUGAGCGAAAAACUUGUUUUGAUCACAUCCGACAAAUUCUUGAAUGAAUAUGCCCAGCUAUGGAUAUGGGAAGAAAUCGCAGUUAAUUUUUGUUGUGAAUGUGUCAUGCUUUACUAGAUAGAUUAACAAGCUUAUCAUUAAUUACUACUGUGUUAUAUAUUCAAAUAAAAACCAUUUGCACAUUUUAACUAAAAA
Drosophila busckii is the source of this 997-nucleotide messenger RNA. Its product is annotated as protein trunk. The record is from RefSeq and is a predicted model, not a curated record. Gene Ontology annotation, molecular function: signaling receptor binding. Lineage: Eukaryota; Metazoa; Arthropoda; Insecta; Diptera; Drosophilidae. Bases 239 to 919 code for a protein of 226 amino acids. The transcript has a single exon.